CCAAAAGAUGUGUCUCUAUGAAGAAGUUACAAGUUGCAACGGUAGGUAAUAGAAUAAUAGAAUUUGCAGAAGGUUCAUCCAUGGCGGAAGAAAUUACAAGAGAGGAGCAGAAGCUUCCUCAACCUUCCGAUCCCCCGUUACCAUUUGAUCCCAGUCGAAUGGUUGGUAUCAUCAAAAGAAAAGCAUUGAUCAAAGACUUAGCUGCUUCAUAUCAUGCUGAAUGCCUUCAAUACUGUCAACAGCUUUUGGAACUUCAAACUAAAUGGGAAGAGCCAUUUAUUGACUUAAAACCUCCAGAGGAAUCAAAAAAGGAGCCAGCGCGACCCUCUAAACGCGUGAAAAAGUUGCGCUAACCGCUAGGUUUCAGGAUGGUUGCUCUGCGACUUAUAUCAUAUGUCAACAAUAUGUGCCAUCAGAUGCUUUUUGGUUGUUGUUGGUAUACCUGUUACCAUCAGAGCAUAUACAUAGUUAAUGUGAUUUUGUUGUUCAUUUGCAAAUGCUAGAAACAGCUUCGGACGAGGUUUCAUCCAUCAUCCUUGAUGGCUAUGUUGUAUAAAAUAACAUUUUCAUUCUUGCAUUCAGCUCAGCUUUAGUUGCAGAUAUGCUUGCUCUCAUUGAAAUUGACUUAUGAAAUCUGAUGAAUUUCAGAUUGUACUAUAUUAUGUGCAAUAUGUUUCUUCAGUUUCUCAUUAAAAAUUGAUGUAAGUUCUAAUUUA
Molecule: messenger RNA, 716 nt
Organism: Trifolium pratense (red clover)
Lineage: Eukaryota; Viridiplantae; Streptophyta; Magnoliopsida; Fabales; Fabaceae
Exons: 4
Coding region: 18-353 (111 amino acids)
Source: RefSeq, a predicted model, not a curated record